Messenger RNA from Ustilaginoidea virens, 2097 nucleotides. RefSeq lists its product as uncharacterized. Gene Ontology annotation, cellular component: Sec62/Sec63 complex. The transcript is spliced from 4 exons. NCBI's taxonomy places the organism in Eukaryota, Fungi, Ascomycota, Sordariomycetes, Hypocreales, Clavicipitaceae. Gene Ontology annotation, molecular function: RNA binding; transmembrane protein transporter activity. The record is from RefSeq and is a predicted model, not a curated record. Bases 1 to 2097 code for a protein of 698 amino acids. Gene Ontology annotation, biological process: SRP-dependent cotranslational protein targeting to membrane; post-translational protein targeting to endoplasmic reticulum membrane.
AUGAGCUCCGACUACUCAUACGACGACCAGGCCCAGUUCUUUCCCUUCUUCAUCCUCACACUGACAGGCCUGAUCACGCUGCCUGUGACGUAUAGCUUGCUGCAGCCCAGCAAGGACGACUCGCAUCUGGCUCCCCGCAUCAAGACGGACUACAAGACGCGGCAUGAAGGCGUCGUGGCGUCGUUGCGGGCUGCGCAGAAGAGGAAGCAGCGCAAGGUGAAGAGGGCCUUGGUUGCUGUCCUGGGCUGGGCUCUGAUGGGAUUGAUGGCGUAUCUGAUCAUGACGACGGAUCCGGUCGAGAACAAGAUCUGGAACCCGUACGACAUCCUGGGCAUCGCCGACUCUGCCACGGAAAAGCAAAUCAGGUCGCACUACAAGCGACUGUCGGUCAAGUUCCACCCCGACAAGGUCCGGCCCGACCCUUCCAAGAACCAGACGGUCGAGUCCCUCAACGAUCACUACGUCCAGCUCACAAAGGCAUACCAAGCGUUGACCGACGAGGAGGUCCGCAACAACUACAUCCAGUUUGGCCACCCCGACGGCAAGCAGAGCAUGAGCAUCGGCAUCGCUCUCCCCAAGUUCAUCGUGUCCGACGGCAACGGCAAGUACCUCGUCGUCCUGUACACGGGGCUUCUCGGCGUCCUGCUCCCCUACCUGGUCGGCUCAUGGUGGUACGGCACCAAGAAGCGUUCCAAGGAGGGCGUCCUCAUGGAGAGCGCCAACAACCUGUUCCGCCAGUACGACGAGGACAUGGACGAGUCUGGCAUCAUCUGGGCCCUCAGCGCCGGCAAGGAGUUUGACAGCCUGCUCCGGGGCGACCUGGCCGAGUCGGGCCUGUCCAAGCUCGAGUCGCGAAUCUCCGCCCCGGGCGACGCCUCCGCCUUUGCCGCCGGCUUCUCCGUCAAGGACAAGGAGAAGCUGGAGGAUCUCGAGUGCGGCGUGCGCCGCAAGGUCCUCGCCCUCUUGUGGGCCUACCUCGGCCGUGUUGAGCUCGACGACCCGGCCAUGGCCAAGGCCAAGUACGGCGUCGCGCCCAUCGCGCGCUCCCUCAACCAGUCCUUUGCCGCCAUUGCGCUCGCCUUUGGCAACAUUGAGCCCAUCUCCGGAUCGUUCCUUGCCAACCAGCACAUCAUCCAGGCCCUCUCGCCAAAGGCCUCGCCCCUCCUGCAGCUCCCGCACUUCACCCCCAAGAUCGCCAUGGCCGCCGAGGGCGACUCCAAGACGCACAUGACGGUCCAGCAGUUCAUGGACCUCCCCGACGCCCAGCGACGUCGGCUGGUCGUGGGCAAAGGCUUGCUCUCGGAAGAGCAGUACAGGACCUGCGUCGGCGUCGGCAACCAGCUGCCGUACCUGCGAGUUGCCAAGGCCUUCUUCAAGGUCACGGGCGAGCGCGUCAUCCUCCCGUCCUCCCUGGUCACGCUGGUCAUCAAGGGUCGGUUCAUCCCUCCGGGCGCGGAGAGCGUCCCCGCCAUCAACGAGCCGGACCUGGAGGACGUGGACCCCGCCGAGGACGAUCUCGAGGCCCUCAUGGGCCGCAAGGCCAGGACCAUCAAGGGGGCGGACGGCAAGCCCAUCACCGUCGAGGAGCAGAGCAUCCUGCCUCCCCUGGCGUUCGCCCCUCACUACGCCCGCGACCACACCCCCAAGUGGUACGCCUUCCUGAGCGACUCGAAGCAGGGAAAGCUGGCCGUGCCCCCUUUUACCUUUGACCGCUUCGACGCGCCCAUUUUCGACGAGCGGGGCAAGCCGACCUUCAACAUGCAGACUCUCAAGGCGCAAUUCGCGGCGCCCCCCCAGGCCGGGCACUACACCUUUGUCAUGCACCUAGUCUGCGACUCGUACGUCGGAUUCGACACCAAGAUGGAGGUGACGCUUGUGGUGGAAGAGCCCAGCGCGACGGUCGACGUGGAGGAAGCCGACGACGACAUUUCCGAGCCUGACGAGGAUUCCAUCGCUGGUCAGAUGCAGGCCCUCAAGACUGGCCAAGCACCGCAGUCCAGACGAAGAGCGCGGGACGAGUCGGAUGACGAGAGCGGCACAGAGGAAGAGGAGGAUGACACGAGCGACACAAACACGGAUACCGAGGACGAGUCAUAG